GAGAGAGAGAGUUAUGUUAGUUCAGUUCUGUACAUUUUAUCUAUAUAACAUGAAAUAAUUGAAUCUUUUCUGAGUAAUAAAAGAAAAAGAAUUUGAAUAAUUUUUUUUUCAAAACACAGAUUUGAUUAAUUCAAAAGAAAAACAACCAAUGUAAAAAAAACGUUAUUUGUUCUUUAAUUGUAAACCCAUCUCUGAAAUGUUCUGGGGAAUUUUUUCAAAAGAAAUUACAUAAUGAGUUUUUAUUGUAUGAUGAUAAUACAAACAAUUAGUACAAGUGAUAUAAAUGUUAUCAUCUAAAACACUGAUAAUGGAUCACAUAUAUUAUAUAUAUAAGCAAUCAUCCGAUAUGAUGAAGCAUUUGACAGGUAAACGUCAAACUUGCACCAGACCAAGCAUGAGUUUCACAAGAAAAGGCGCUGAAAGUGACACUUUAGCAAUCCUGUACGCUGAUGAUGGGGAAGAAAUAAGCACGCAUCUGGAAAAUUAUUUCAAGGAGAGAUUUCGACUCGAGAUUCAGACUGUCAACAUUUCCUCAGAGUGUACAUUAAGGAAAAGUAACCUUAGUUUGGUUAUAUUGACUCCGGACAUGAUUCACGACCUUCAAGGCAAGCCAAAAGGGUUCCUCUCCAGCGCAUGCUCAGUGUGUCAGAAAAAAGCUUUUUUGUGCCACAAUGAAAGUGUUAGCAUCAGUAAUAAAUCCACAGAAAAAGUUUUGGAAGAAUCAUGUUCGGACUUGAGUGCAUGGAACACAAUUCAUCUCGGCACCUCUUCCGAGGAUUUCAAGAUGGCGCUGCUCCGGAUCAUGGAACUUAUGGAUUCAACACCCAAUGCGCCUCCAGUUCUUCUGAGCUUCAAAAUAAAUCCCAAAAGAAUUUCAUCUCCAAAUGAACACAUAGUUGUGAUUUUCAAAAAAGAAAUUCUUAAGGGUGAUGUUACUGUUUUACUUGAAAGAAAUAAUUUUCGAAAGACGAUAAAAUGUACUGAACUGAACAACUUGACGUACAUGUUUAAACCUGAAGGGAUGCCUGAUGGACAAAUUACAAUGCAAAUCUUCACUAACAGCGUCUCUGCUGGAAAGACAAGUUUCAUCAUAAGUAGCAAAAUUGACAGAUUUUCAUCCAUGAUUUCUGACAUGAUGAAUCCCCUUGAAUUUUUCCUCCAAGCUAUGGACUGUGACGAUCCCGACUCUUUAGAUCGUGAACUUGUAGACAUUCUAACCAAUGGGACCAGCGGAAGUAAUCCCCUUUCAGGAUUGGAGAUGUUAGACUUUAGAGAUCAUUUGUGGAAAAAGAAAUCAUCUAGAGAAUUUCCAACACUUCUCCACGUCGGUGCAAAACUUGGAUUAAAGCUACUUUGUGAAGCUCUUAAAAAAUACCCCGGAUACCAGGCUGCGGUUUGUAUGAGAAACAAGAACGACAAAACAGCGAGUCAGAUUGCACUCUCUGAAGGUCAUACUGAUAUAGCUGCAAAUAUCCAACCGCCUGAAAACUUUGCAACGUUUCAAAGCGAUGACAGUAAACUGAUCGGUGAUACCUCUGAUGGCUAUAUGACCAUGAAGCAGGUGAAUACAGGGCAGGAAAAGGGUUGUUGUCCACCACCUCUUCCUCACCGUCAGUCUGAUUCGGAUCUUUUUGUAAGACGUCGUUCAAAGAAUAGCCAAAGAGACAGUGCAUUAACAGAGAGUGCCACCAGUGAUCUUAGUGUUUCGUCUUUAGAAGAUUCUAUGUCUUUUGAUCCUAAACAGAUGACACCACGCAUGACUUUGAUUUUCAAAGAUGACAUUGGUUAUUGUGGAAAUUUAAGUACAAAACUUUAAAUAUGUUAAAACUGUAUUAAUAUGAUUUGAUGUUCCAGAUUUAUACUGUAUAUACUCGUCUAUUUUCAGACGGAUACACUUAUUAAUAUAUGUUACAUAUGUCAUUAAAUAAACUAUUUUACACAUAUAUUUUAUGCAUGCAUAAAUGUUGACUUGAAGACCAACCUCUCGAAAAU
Saccostrea cuccullata (small rock oyster) is the source of this 1992-nucleotide messenger RNA. RefSeq lists its product as uncharacterized. Gene Ontology annotation, molecular function: signaling receptor binding. The coding region runs from base 284 to 1816 and encodes 510 amino acids. NCBI's taxonomy places the organism in Eukaryota, Metazoa, Mollusca, Bivalvia, Ostreida, Ostreidae. The record is from RefSeq and is a predicted model, not a curated record. The transcript has 10 exons.